Messenger RNA from Octodon degus (degu), 948 nucleotides. RefSeq names its product vomeronasal type-1 receptor 2-like. The record is from RefSeq and is a predicted model, not a curated record. Gene Ontology annotation, cellular component: membrane. Lineage: Eukaryota; Metazoa; Chordata; Mammalia; Rodentia; Octodontidae. Gene Ontology annotation, biological process: G protein-coupled receptor signaling pathway. The transcript has a single exon. Gene Ontology annotation, molecular function: pheromone receptor activity. Bases 1 to 948 code for a protein of 315 amino acids.
AUGGCAAAAGCAUACUUCGUGUCUUUGGCAAUUGGAAUGAUCUUUUUGUCACAAACCAUGGUGGGAUUCCUAGCCAAUUUUUUUCUUCUUUAUCAUUAUAUUUUCCUUUACCAUACUAAAAGCAAGUUGAGAUAUGUAGAAUUGAUUCUCAAGCACAUAUCGAUAGCCAACUCCUUACUUAUUCUUUCUGAAGGACUUCCUCAGGUAAUGGUAAACUUUGGACUGAAACAUGCUUUCAAUUAUUUUGUCUGCAAAUUUAUCUUGUAUAUGGAGAGAGUUGGCAGGGGUGUGUCAAUUAGUACUAUCUGCCUCUUGAGUGUCUUCCAAACUAUCAUGAUAAGCCCCAUCAACUCCUGUUGGAAAGAUCUUAAAAUCAAAGCUCCAAAGUACAUUGGCUUAUGCAUUUGCCUCUGCUGGUUUCAACAUAUCGUGGUAAAUUUCAUUUUCCCUGUGUAUCUAAUGAAUGUAUCUGAAAAUUUUCACAGCAGAAACAUCACAAAGAAAAGAGAGAUGAGAUUCUGUUCUGUUGCAGAUCAAGGGGAAAUCCUGGGCUCAGUCUAUUUGACAUUCAUAACAUUUCCUGAAGUUAUUUUUUCUGUGCUCAUGGUCUGUGCAAGUGGCUCCAUGAUUUUUACUCUGUACCGACACAAACAGCAUGUCCGACACAUUCACAAGACAAAUGUUUUCUCUAGAUCCCCUGAGUCCAGAGCCACCAAAAGCAUCCUUCUUCUCGUGGGCACUUUUGUAUCAUUUUACAGCAUAUCAUCUCUCUUUAACUUUUGUAUUGCUCUUUUUCCUGAGGUAUAUUGGUGGCUGGUGAGCAUUUCUGAUGUACUUUCUCUGUGUUUUCCAACUAUCUGCCCCUUUCUCGUAAUGAACCAGGUUUCUUUUUUAUCCAGGCUCUGCUUUGCUUUUAUAAGGAACACUCACCUUGCUGAUAAGACAUAA